AUGACUCAAGUAUUCCAAUUAGUUCGUGACGCUGUUCACGUCGUGCUCAAGAAAAUCGACCUCACCCAUCAUGUUCUGCAACAGGAUGGCACAGUGCUCACGAGAGCUUCAGGAUAUGAUCUACGAUCACGUCUCAUCGUCCAUAUCUAUGACGAUGCACUUAACGUCGAUGACGGAUCAUACAGAGAUGAAAUCGCGCAGAUGGUCGAGGACAGUGGAUAUGCGCACAUGUGCAGCGAGGACUUUGUCGAAAUGGCUACCAUGGGCGAGUUCGCCCGACGGUUCAGUUUCGAUCUCCGGGGUCUCAGUCUCUCCAUCGAAAGUCUACUGAGCUACAUUGAGGUUGAGGUGUUCGAAGAUUCCUGCGAAGAUAACAUUACUCCGCUCCAACGAUCCCUCUUCAAUCUCACGCCCCGCGCGACGAUUAUCUUCCACCUGCGAACAGAUAUGGAAGACGUCGAUGAAUCCUACGACUGGACCGACCGCAUGGACAUUCUCGCAGAUCGAGUGAGCACGCUGUUUCCCCUGAUGCUGAACCUGAUCGAAGCUGACUAUAUUUUGUGGGGGUCACCGGAUCACUAUGCAUACUAUCGCAUUACUCCGGCCACCCUUAAGAAAAAGAACGUGAAGAGAAGGUUCCACGAACAUGCCCUCUGGUGGGAAUGUCCUCCAACACUAGACAAAGCGGAUCAUCUAAGAAACGAGCAAUUUGCCGACCCUAUCACGCUUCACGAGCUAUUCCGCGUCUGGUACAUCUCGCGUGACUUCUAUUUGAACGGCGACGUCAAUGUGCUCGUAAAGCUGAUGGGCUGCGAAGUCUGGGACGAGCUCUUCGUUGAAGAGCAUAUGAAGAUGGAUCUGGAGACGCAUUUGAAGACGGAUCGGAGGACGAAUCGGAAGACGGGCUCGCGGAAGACAAAGCUAGGGAUUCGAAUCUACAUUUCUGUUACAACCAAGCGCUCAUAUCCACAUGGUACUCAAAACCAGGAAUUAACCGACCGACCACGAAAAUUGGUUGAUGCUGGAUAUCCAGCGACUACCAAUGUGAUGUACGAUGUCGAGUUUGCUGUUGUCAAGGAUGAGAUUGACGAAGCGGCGUGGAUGGGGAAGAAUCUUGAAAUCGCUGCUGAACACAAGAAGAGAGGAGCCCUUCUCCAAAGAGACGCUGAUAGUAGACGUCUUGAAGCACAGCGAUGGCAAGGUCAGGCCAUGAUGUCUCGUCGUGCUGUGUGUGCCUAA
Molecule: messenger RNA, 1239 nt
Organism: Alternaria atra
Lineage: Eukaryota; Fungi; Ascomycota; Dothideomycetes; Pleosporales; Pleosporaceae
Exons: 8
Coding region: 1-1239 (412 amino acids)
Source: RefSeq, a predicted model, not a curated record